This is a messenger RNA of Spodoptera litura, 3356 nucleotides long. Its product is annotated as serine protease inhibitor 2-like. Gene Ontology annotation, molecular function: serine-type endopeptidase inhibitor activity. The record is from RefSeq and is a predicted model, not a curated record. NCBI's taxonomy places the organism in Eukaryota, Metazoa, Arthropoda, Insecta, Lepidoptera, Noctuidae.
GAGAGCCGCUGGACCUUUAUUCGACGUCGUACGUUGAUAAACCGGUCGUACUGAUGUCAGAAUAUAAUGAAACGUUUCUCGUCACACAGUGUCGGGUAUUGACGGUACUUAGUCGCGGUUUGCGCCUGGACUAGUGAACUCGCGUCUGAUAAUAAUGUACGUAAAAUAAACGCGAGUGCACAAACUUAGUUAUAGUUACAAUAGUCAGAAGGUCUGAUCGUAUAGUCCGUAUAAUUAACGCUUUGAACUUAGUAUUUUGUGGUUUUCCUCAAACUGUGAUUACGAUGACUUCGAGAUUUUUUGUUUUAUUCGCUGCAUGCUUAGCCAUGACAGCUUCAGCAAACAUGUCCCUGGACCCUCAAGCCAUUCAAGAGGUGUUUGGCAGGAAUGGUUACGCACCACCACCACCACCAUCACCUCAACAAGCUGUUCCAGUGACUCCUGCACCACCUAAACAGGUGGUGGCAGUGACUCCUGCACCACCUGCCCCACCACCAGACGACGUCUUCAGCCCAGUGCCCGCUGAUUAUGACCAAUUUGAUUGGACGUUGACUAAGCGAGUGGCAGCAGGAUCAGACAAGAAUUUCCUCUUGUCUCCUCUGGGUCUGAAGUUGGCGCUGGCCAUCCUUACGGAAGCAGCUACAGGAGUCACCCAGAAUGAGCUCUCAUCCGUCCUGGGAUUCGACCUUGACAGAAACCUAGUCAGAUCAAAGUUCUCCACUAUUAUUGAGUCUCUACAGAAAGAGUCACCAUACUACAUUCUAAACUUAGGCAGCAGGAUCUACGUCGGUGACAAUACGCAUCCGCGACAGAGGUUCGCAGCCAUUGCGGAGGAGUUUUACAAGACUGAGCUGAAGAAUGUCAACUUCAACAACCCGGCCGUUGCCUCCAAAGAGAUCAACUCCUGGGUUUCGAAUAUUACACAGGGACACAUACCCUCGCUGGUGAACGAAGAUGACGUAGCCAACAUGGUGGUGCUGGUGCUGAACACCCUCUACUUCAAGGGUAGCUGGUAUCAUCAGUUCCCUCCCAACGCCACCCAUUUUGGAAAAUUCAACGUCUCACCGCGCCUUGUGUCGUACGUCGAUUAUAUGAACGUCAACGCCAAAUUUUUCUACACCGAGUCUACUAAAUACGAUGCUAAGAUCUUAAGGAUGCCUUAUUUGGGUAACAAAUACGCCAUGUACAUCAUAGUGCCCAACUCACUGCUGGGUCUGCCACGAGUACUGAACGACAUCGGUGGUCUUCGCCAAGAGCUGGACAAUCUUAGGGAGUACACCGUUGACGUCACUCUGCCCAGGUUCCAGUUUGACCAAACUUCGCAGUUAGAUGGCAUUUUGAGAGAGUUGGGAAUAAGAGCAGCUUUCGAGGACACGGCUUCCUUCCCAGGCAUUGCGCGCGGUCAGGAUAUGGACCAACGACUCAAAGUAUCGAAGGUGCUGCAGCGGGCUGGUAUUGUAGUUAAUGAGCUCGGCAGUGUUGCAUACUCUGCUACAGAAAUAUCGCUGGUGAACAAAUUCGGUGAGGAUACUGAAGCUACUGCAGAGGUUGUAGCUGACAAACCAUUCCUGUUCUUCAUCCAAGAUGAAGCCACCCGGCAGUUGCUCUUCACUGGUCGUGUUUCUGAACCACAUGGUCAAGAUGGAGUCCUUAAAGUAUUUCUAAUCUUCGCUUCCAUCCAAAGUUUAGACUGCCUCACUGGUGCUUCUAAUUCACGCUUAAACUAUUUUGACAUCGACCUCCUUCGAUAUGUCGCUGAAGGCAAGAGUGGGAACGUGAUGGUGUCUCCAGCCAGUAUCAAGUCCACAUUGGCGAUGUUACUGGAAGGUGCCCAGGGAGCAACGGCUGCAGAGAUACAGACUGCACUAAGACUGAUACCUAAUAAGGAAGAUUAUAGAGAACAGUUGAGUGAUUUCAUGAGGGAUUUAGAGAUAAACUCAUCAAGUGUGGCGGUAAACAAUGCGAAUGGACUGUUCGUGUCAAAGCAAUUGCAGCUGAAGAAAGAAUACGAGAUGUUAGCGAAACGUGUGUACUUCUCUGAAGUAAAUAAAUUAGAUUUCAAUGACCCGCGCACUGCUGCCGAUGUGAUCAAUGGUUGGGUCAACAGCAAAACUAAGGGCUUGAUACCAGCUAUUUUAGAUCAAGCUCACAUCAAUCCUAAGACAGAAUUGUUGUUGACAAACGCCCUCUACUUCAAGGGUACCUGGCUCAACGAGUUUGACCUCAAGCAAACCCAUGGAGACUGUUUCUAUAGGAAUAGUGUUUGUAAGACAGUCGCCAUGAUGAAUUUGGAAGCAGAAUUAAACUAUGCCUAUGUGGAUAACCUCAGAGCUCAUGCUUUGGAGCUGCCUUAUCAGAAUAAGCGUUAUUCAAUGAUGAUCCUCGUGCCUCAAGAUCGUGAUGCUGGACUGGCACUCAUCCGCGACCUUCCCUACAUCGGAUUGCUGCAAAUAUCCAAGAUAUUGAUGCCCACUGACGUCGUACUCACGAUGCCUAAAUUUACUGUUGAGUAUGGUGAAGAUAUGGUGGCACCUUUGAAGAAUAUGGGCAUAUCAACCCUGUUUUCUCCUGCUGCAAACCUGUCAGGUAUCGUUAAUGGCGCAGAAGUUCAUUUGAACACCAUCUUCCACAAGGUCUACAUGGCUGUUGAUGAAAAGGGAACUACCGCUGCAGCAGCAACUGCCGGACUAGUGGUACCUCUGAUCAAUAAUUUUGUACAACUUCGUGUUGAUCGACCGUUCCUCUUCUUCAUUUGGGACAAUGAAAAAGGUGUCGUCCUUUUUGAGGGAAAGAUUGAAGAGCCCACGGAGUUUGUUGCUCUGAAUAAUAAAUAUGGUCAGCCUCAAAACUCACCUGUUCCCGUUCCCGCUCCCGCUCCCGCUCCCGUUCCCGCUCCCACUCCCGUUCCCGCUCCCGCUCCCGUUUCCGCUCCCGUUCCCGUUCCAAGCCAGCUUAUUCCAAAUGCUCCCCCAAAGACCAACCAGCCGAAUUUAAAACCAAUCGAACAAAUUCUAAUCCAGCCAAUGAUAGAUCAACUCAUGUAUAGCCAGCCUCCUCAGCCAUCAAACCAACCGAUUCAACCAGCAAACCUACCGAUCCAACCAGUAAAUCCGCCAAGUCAGCUAUCAAGUCAUCCAACACAGCCUACGAGUCAACCGACUACCGAACAUUCCACGACGACAUACAAUCCCCCGUCAAGGAAAACUCAGACAAACUGGUUCCAAAAAGUUUCCAGUUAUUUUGGUUGAUUAGUCAUUUAAUUAGUUUGAGUACUAUAAGGUAAUUUUAAGUUUGUAUUAUUUUGACAUAACUUCGAAUUAUAAACGAAAUUACUAUAAUAAAUAUCUAUUAUUGUA